This is a messenger RNA of Nematostella vectensis (starlet sea anemone), 1152 nucleotides long. RefSeq lists its product as uncharacterized. Gene Ontology annotation, molecular function: oligosaccharide binding. The transcript has 8 exons. The coding region runs from base 106 to 1113 and encodes 335 amino acids. NCBI's taxonomy places the organism in Eukaryota, Metazoa, Cnidaria, Anthozoa, Actiniaria, Edwardsiidae. The record is from RefSeq and is a predicted model, not a curated record.
AUGAGUAACACUGUGGAAGAAAGUUGAGUGCCAAACUUUGUGAUUCGAAAGAAGGUUUGCCAAACUUUGUAACUCAAAGGCAGUUGACAGGCUCAAGAACUCCUGAUGAGAAAUAACACAAGUUACAUCUAUCAGCGCCUUAUUUGCUGUUUCCUAAACACCUGUCUUUUGCUCCACGGAGCAUGCGCGAAGCAAUGCGGGCCAGGGAUGCAGACAGAAUAUGGGACUUACCUGAAAGGUCACGUGAUGGAAGAGCGGCCAGGGAUUGGUGUAGAAGGUUGCACUUCCGGUUGCCUUGACCAUGCCGACUGCAAAAGCAUCAACUUCGACCGGGCGACCCACAUGUGUGAGCUGAACAAUGCAAGCAAGGAGGACUUCCCGGAGCACGUUACCCGGGAUCACAGGUCCCUUUACGCCACUAACGACUUCCAUGAAGAGCCGAUCUUCGAAGAAUCUUGCGCUCAUUGGCUGAAACGUUAUCCAGACCUGAAGACUAGGUAUUACUGGAUCAAGACAAAGAACAAACGGAAGAAGAUGAGAGUAUACUGUGACAUGGAAAGAUUUGGCGGCGGGUGGACGCUGGUUGUGACUAUCAACGCCAAGAACAACGAUCAUCUUCAGAAAGCUGAGAACAACUGCGCAGACUCCGUCACCUGCGUGACCUUCACCGAGACUGACAUCCCGGGCAGGAAGCUCUCUGAUGAAGACAUCCACGAGAUCGCAGGGAACGAAGGUGUUUUCCAAGUAGAAGUACCCUUAAACUCAUUGUCUAUUGAUGCUGUCAACAAGAAUGACACUGUCUUCUACAAGAUUCCCAGUGGAGCUCAAAGCUUUGACUCUUCAUGCAAGGGAGACCAGCUUGACUGUCCCCGCAUCAUAGUUUCGUUUGUCUACCCGUACAAGUGGGAGUCCAAUCCGUGCAAUGAUAUUACUGUUGGCUACAAGAUAUAUCCGAAAGAACAUAGCGUUUUCGAUACUCAUGAUAACGGUGAAUGCGGCGAAAGAUGGUUUGGAAGCCGACACUCAGGCAGCCGUAUUACUUAUGGCUUAAUUUACGCCGGGGGUACGGGUUUGUCACCGGGAAACCGCCAAGGCUAUCUUUGGGUGAAGUGAUGAUGAUAAAUUUAAAUAUAUGCUAAGUCAGCUUACCAA